This is a messenger RNA of Raphanus sativus (radish), 1914 nucleotides long. RefSeq lists its product as uncharacterized. The coding region runs from base 253 to 1767 and encodes 504 amino acids. The transcript has 9 exons. NCBI's taxonomy places the organism in Eukaryota, Viridiplantae, Streptophyta, Magnoliopsida, Brassicales, Brassicaceae. The record is from RefSeq and is a predicted model, not a curated record.
CCAAAUAAUUAAAUCUCUUUCUCAAAUAUUUUCUCAUACCUCUAGAUUCGUGGGUUUUUAUCAUUUAUAGUGGAUUCGAUGAUGACAGAUUCUAUUACAAGACAUUGAUCAAAGCCAGAGAGAGAGAGAGACGUAGCUCUUUACAUAAAUUUCUGGGCUUUUCUUUUUUUUUUUCUCUCUCUUGAGAAAACUCGGUGAUCCUCCAUGGAAAUAUUGUAGCUAAUUCUAAUCUAGAGAUAGAGAGAGAGAGAGAUGGGAGGUUGCGUGUCGACGCCAAAGAGCUGUGUGGGAUCGAAGCUGAGGUCAAGCAAGCCAAGGAAGAGUCGUAAAAGACGAAGGAAGAGAGCAGCGGCAGCAGCAGCCUCCUCUUCUCGUCUCUCUGACGGAUCUUUUGACAAUCUCGAUCAUCAUCAUCAUCAUCAUCCUCGCAACAACAACUUGCCCACUCCCAGUUUCAGAGCAAGUGGUGAAGAAGCAUGGUUUGAGUCCAAUGCUGCAUUUGAAACAGAUUGUGACGAUGACUUCCACAGCGUCAACGAAGAUAAUUUGUCUUUAAACGGAGGUGAGCGUGUAUCAGUUUCGAGUACUACUACAACCACAUCAUCAACAACAGGAGGAGACUCUGGUUCAAACUCAAACGAAGCCAUGUCGCAGUCAGAAGGUGUUUUGAACGAAACAAAGCAGCAGCUGCCUGAUGAUGAUUCCAUAGAUUCAUCUGCAGAUGAAGGUGGAGGAGGACUCUUGGAGAACUGCAGGAUCUUGCCGAGUAACUGUUUGCCUUGUCUGAAUCCAAUAUCUGUUGUUCCUUGCGUUGACAAAAGAAGAGCUCUUAGCUCUAGCCCUCCGAGCUCCAGGAAAAAAGCCUCUCUCGGACUUCUAUCUUACAAAUGGAGAGAAGGUCAUGCUUCAGGCGCCUUGUUUCUUUCUAAAUUGCAGCUGAAGAGACCAAUAGCUGGUUCUCAGGUUCCUUUCUGUCCAGUAGACAAGAAAAUGCUCGAUUGUUGGUCGACUAUAGAGCCAAACAGCUUCCGUGUUCGUGGCAAAACUUAUUUAAGAGAAAAGAAGAAAGAGUUUGCGCCUAGCCAUGCUGCGUAUAAUCCUUUUGGUGUAGAUGUUUUCUUGUCAGAACGUAAAAUAAAUCAUGUUGCACAGUAUGUGAAGCUUCCCGUUACUACAACAUCCACAAAACUCCCAUCUAUCCUUAUCGUUAAUGUUCAGAUGCCGUUGUAUCCUACUACAAUAUUUCAAGGUGAAACUGACGGAGAAGGAAUGAAUAUAGUUUUAUACUUCAAACUUUCAGAUAAUUAUGCAAAUGAACUUCCGCUUCAUUUUCAAGAAAGUAUUCAGAGAUUAAUAGAUGAUGAGGUUGAGAAAGUUAAAGGCUUCCCCAUGGAUACAACGGCUUCUUUCAGAGAACGGCUUAAGAUAUUGGGACGUGUUGCAAACGUAGAUGAUCUGCAUUUGAGUGGUCCAGAGAAAAAGCUGAUGCAGGCUUACAACGAGAAGCCUGUUCUUUCCCGUCCACAGCAUGAAUUCUACUCGGGUGAGAAUUACUUUGAGGUGGAUAUAGAUAUGCAUAGAUUCAGUUAUAUAUCCCGGAAAGGGUUUGAAGCAUUCAUAGACAGACUUAAGAUCUGUGUUCUUGAUGUUGGCCUCACAAUCCAGGGGAACAAACCAGAGGAGCUACCGGAGCAGAUACUGUGUUGUGUGAGGCUAAAUGGGAUUGAUUUCAUGAACUAUCAUCAAUUAACUCAAGAACUUCUAUGACAACUAAUAACAACAUUCUUUCUUUAUCCUCCUUUUAUUUUCCUUUGUAAAAGAACAUAGAGCAUCCCUUUAGAACACCCCCAAACAAAAACACAACAAAAGGGUGAUGAUUUUCAAGUGAAUAUAUAAAAAAAAUUCGAAUCUUAA